GAGCGCGCGCGUGUGAUUUGUUUGUGUAUCCUCAUUGUUUUUCUCUCUUGAGUGUUUUAUUGAGAUUAAACAAAGUUUUGUCUCUGUGUAUUUUAGUGUUGAUGAUGAGAUGGAUGUGAUGUGCUGUAAAUCAGUAGGAACUGAUCUGUCCAUGCUGGAUAUUGAUGAUUUCGUCAAAGAAAUCUCUCGGCUGAAGAAAGAAAUGGCGUUACUGGAGAUAAAGCUGAGGUUAAGAGGAGAUGAAGGAUUGAAUAGAGAGGAUGGGGUUUGUUGUGAAUCUUCAGAGUAUGUGACUGUUUGGAGCUCCAGUGAAUGUCUGGAUUCAGUGUGGAUGAGCAGAGAUCAGAGCCGCACACCACAGUCACUGCUGGAUAAACUCUCUGAAGAGACAUCCAGACACACACAGGACUCAGAUCUCAGUCUGUCUUUACUCUCUUAUACUGAGUCAAAGCCCACAGACGCUCAGGACACUACAGUGUGUGACAGUAAACAGAGCUUACAGGAGGAUCAAACCUCCACAGAGUCUCUGGAUUCUGUCUGUAACGCUGGAGAACAGCAGCAGAUCCUGCAGACCAAACUCAAGAUGUCUUCAGUUAAACCGAUGGACAGUGGGAACCUGAUGAGAAGAGAAACUACAGCAGAGGAAGAUCACACUGAGGAAGAUGAUGACAAUCAUGAUGAUUUUAUUCCUUCAGAUAAGAUCAGUGAUUCGUGUUUGGAUGGAGAAAUAACGUCUUUAUCGUCAAAAGAGCGACAGUCGGCACAAACUCUUUCCUGCAUCACCGAUGGAGAGACAUUGAGCUCACAGAGACAUUUAGAUAUAAAUGCAGAACAAAAACUCUUGACCUCCACCAGAUCUGAGAUCAGCUUCACUACCUUACAAAAGUAUAAACGUCAUCAUUCAAAAGUGCACAGAGAGAAGAAGAAGCAGUUUCACUGUCAGCAAUGUGGGAAGGAUUUUGGCUUCUUAUCUCGGCUAAAAGUUCACGUGAGGUCACACAGUGCUGAAAAGUCUUUUUACUGCACUGAAUGUGGCAAAUAUUUCAGCACCAAACAAAGUCUUGAUAUUCAUCAGCGAAUUCACACUGGAGAGAAACCAUACGAGUGUCCUCACUGUGAGAAGAGAUUCAGCCGAAACCAUCAUCUGAAGUCACAUAUGCUUAUACACACCAAUGAAAGACCGUAUCAGUGCAGUCAAUGUGACAAAACCUUUAGGGUUUUAAGUUCAUUAAAAUCACACCAGAAUAUUCACUCUGAGGAGAAACGCUAUCAGUGUUCACACUGUGAUAAAGGUUUCUGUCAUAAAUCUAAUCUGAUUAUCCAUGAGAGAGUUCACACUGGAGAGAAACCUUACAUCUGCUCUCAAUGUGGAAAGAGCUUCACUCAUCCAGGUACUUUUAAAGCUCAUCAGAGAAUUCAUACAGGAGAGAAACCUUACGUCUGCUCUCACUGUGGAAAGAGCUUCACUCAACCAGGUACUUUUAAAGCUCAUCAGAAAAUUCAUACAGGAGAGAAGCCUCAUCACUGUACUGUUUGUGGGAAGAGUUUCAGCAAAAAAUGUAAUCUAAAGAAACAUGUGCGUAUACACACCAAUGAGAAACCAUAUCAGGUUUUAGUGAGACACCAUAUAACUCAUACAGGUGAAAAACCGUUACAAAUGUUCUCAGUGUGAGAAGACUUUUACUAAGCCAGAUUCCUUAAAGCCCAUUUGAGAGUUCAUACGUGAGAGAAACCUUACGGGCCCUAUCAUACACCCAGUGCAAUGUGCGACACAAGUGUCUUUCGCUAGUUUCAACCUGGCGAAAUUAUCAUUUUCACGUUUAGCUAGCACCAAGUUCUUUAAAUAGCAAAUGCAUCUGCGCCCAAUUUUGCACCCAUGGGCGUUCUGGUCUGAAAACGAGGUGUGUUCAGGUGCAUUUUUGGCGCGUUGCUAUUUUGAGGCAACUAAAAUAGACUACGCCAUUGACCAACUUAAACCUGCUCUAAAGUCAAUGGCGCAAUAUUGUUUUUGUUAUUUAAUGAACGCGUUAGGAAUACGGGACGACAAUACGCUUUUGCUAAUCACACACAUGGAUGCGCAGCAGAACACAACCCUUUUAUAAUAUGAAAAAUGUAAGAAUUAAAAUGUAAAAGAUUAUUAUUGAGUCUCUUGGACUUAAAUGAGGACCGAUUAUGAAACUUUAGAAGAUGUAAAGAUCUGCUUCACCUGUAGCUUGGUAAGAAAUUGUUUUGCUUUAAAUAAAUGCUUCUGUUUUUAAAUGUUUUUUAAAUGCUACCUCACAAAUUAAUUGUAUUUGAUGACUUUGUACCUGUGGAUAUGGUGAGAUGAGAAACAUUUUUAAGUAAUGCUUUAAAAAAAACCAUAGCGCUGUCUGAGUGCUGAA
Paramisgurnus dabryanus is the source of this 2384-nucleotide messenger RNA. Lineage: Eukaryota; Metazoa; Chordata; Actinopteri; Cypriniformes; Cobitidae. The record is from RefSeq and is a predicted model, not a curated record.